CCCAGGAAGCGGAGCGAUGGCUGGGCGUGUGGCGCCCCUGGAGCAUGACCUACCAGAGGUGAGCCCGAACACCGCACUCAUCGCUGUCCACACAGAGUGGCACACCGGAGAAGAGGAAAGAUGGCUGAGAUCUGCGGCUUGUGUGUGCCGUAUGUGCCGUGUGUGUCCUUUGACAGCAUCUGGCGGGUCAGUGGGAGCAGCUGAUGGUGCUCAAGUGGCACGAGGUCAUCUACCGCCUCACGGAAGAUGGCCUGCCUGAGCCUGCAGCGGCUGUGAGGGACUUCCUGCUCUUCAUGAUGCUGGUAGUACGAUGAUGCUGCAGCAAUUGUACGUCUAUUUACUGCUGUUGGUGUGUCACGUGUGUGUGCAGAAGGGUGUGGAGAACGACCGCAGCUGCCGCCUGUCGGUGCCGGCCCACAUUGACGAGGUGUGGCACUCAGUGCUGGUCGAUCCGGUGCUGUACAUGUCGCUCUCGCGCAUCGUCGGCAUCGAACCCGUCAUCCCAUAGUACCCACACACAGAACCCAGAGAGCGCAUUGCGGUGUUCUGUGUGUGUGGGUCUUUCCCUCACCCUGAUGCAGUGAACCGAUGGGCGAGUACGACAGCGACGAGGCCAAGAUGCGCCGCUGGCAGGCCGCCUUAGACAAGUUUGCAGAGCUGUACGGCCGCCCCUACACACACAACUACUGGUGAGUGACUGAGUGAGUGAGUGACUAGACAGAUGGGUGGGUGCCCUAAUGGGCUGUACGGUGGCCUUCCUUGUUUGUGUGGCCCGUGGGGAUUGUGUGCCUGCAGUGGUGGGCAGGUAGCCGCUCGCCACCAGGACAACUAUGUCCUCACACAGCCGCCCACGCGGUAAGAGCUCGUGGGGUGGGAGGGUGGGCGAGCUCUUAGCACUCAGCACUCUGCACUCUCAUUCCUUUUAUCUCUUUUGGGUCUGUCUGUGUUUGCUCGGCUGCAGCGAGGAGUUCAGUAGAUUCAUCAAGGUCUACGUCAGAGUCUUAAUGGGCAAAAGCUUCGAGCUGUGGGCCCGCCCGCCCAGACGCCAUGGUAGAGGACCUCAAGUACGGCGUGCGACUUGCGGAGGGCAUCCCGGUCGUCAAGCAGCGGCUGCUCUUCUGCGGCACGUAAUGAGCACGCGCGUCAUGUCACUGCACGAUGUGCGAUGUGUGUGGUGGGCUGACUGGCUGUCCGUCUUUCUAUCUGCAGAGAGCUCGAGAACUGUCGUACGGUGUCGGACUACGACAUGCAGGAUGGCGCCAUAAUCCACCUCAUCCUGAUCCUGCGGCGCUACACAUAGACUGCCCUAGUAGGAUAGAGGACAGAGGGGAGAGAGGGAGAGAGGGUGUAGAUAGAUGCAGCUAUGGGUGGGUGCUCUGUCUGUCUGUCUGUCUGAGUGGAUGGAUGGAUGGAUGGAUGGGAGUGGGUGAGGGUGCCUGGGGGUGCAUGUGGAUGGAUGGCUCUCGAUAGACGCAUGUGUGUGCAUUGCAGACGGACAGCAGAUACUGAUGUAGACAGAUGGAUGAAUACAUCGAUGAGCAUCAAUCGAUCAACGGGUCGAUUAUACAGACCAACUC
Messenger RNA from Vitrella brassicaformis, 1577 nucleotides. NCBI's taxonomy places the organism in Eukaryota, Vitrellaceae. The record is from the annotation of a GenBank genome assembly.